Molecule: messenger RNA, 786 nt
Organism: Didymodactylos carnosus
Lineage: Eukaryota; Metazoa; Rotifera; Eurotatoria; Philodinida; Philodinidae
Source: the annotation of a GenBank genome assembly
AUGAAUCCAAAUAAAGUAAAUCAACUUUCAUCAGUAGCUGAAGAUACUGAACAAUGCCAAAGUAGAACAAAUAUUGUCGUAAAACCAGUCUGGUUAGAUUGUGAUCCGGGUCAUGACGAUGCAUUUGCCAUUUUACUUGCUGCCUACCAUCCGUAUUUGAAACUGAUUGGCAUCUCAACUGUCGUGGGUAAUCAAACAAUCGAUCGGACGACAGCUAACGUCUACAAAGUCUUACAUUUGGCUAAUAUAAAAAAUAUUCCAGUUAUACAAGGUUGUUCAGAGCCACUCUGUCAACCAAUUUCAACAUGUCCAGAAAUUCAUGGACAAACAGGUAUGGACGGUGCCGAUAUACCAGAAGCGCCACAAAAACACAAUGUUGAAGACGAUGAAAACUAUCUAUGGAAAAUAUACCGAUUAAUCGUUGAUAAUGGUUCUCGUAUCACUUUAAUGGCCACUGGUCAACUAACAAAUGUUGCUCUUCUAUUAAAAGUAUUUCCUAAAGUGAAAAAUUAUAUUGAAGAAAUUGUUAUCAUGGGUGGAUGUAUUGGACUUGGUAACAUGUCACCCGCAGCUGAAUUUAAUAUUCUCAAUGAUCCAGAAGCCGCUCAUAUUGUCUUCUCUAGCAAUGUUCGUCUUGUUAUGGUACCAUUAGAAGUAACACAUACCGUUUGUGUGACACCCGAUAUUUCACAACGUUUGGAUUUAAUAAAUAGUCGUUUUUCAACAAUUCUCAAUCAUCUCUUACAUUUUUUUGCAUCAACGUAUAGUGUCAAAAAUAUUUUUUGA